Molecule: messenger RNA, 1684 nt
Organism: Struthio camelus australis
Lineage: Eukaryota; Metazoa; Chordata; Aves; Struthioniformes; Struthionidae
Source: RefSeq, a predicted model, not a curated record
AUGGGACAGCAGUUCACCAAUGCAGAAGGGGAACAAGCAGAAAUUGAUGUUGCGGAACUGCAGGAAUGGUAUAAGAAAUUUGUGGUGGAAUGUCCCAGUGGGACCCUUUUCAUGCAUGAAUUCAAGCGCUUCUUUGGAGUCCAGGAUAACCGUGAAGCUGCAGAGUAUAUUGAAAACAUGUUCAGAGCUUUUGAUAAGAACGGGGAUAACACCAUUGACUUUCUGGAAUACGUGGCUGCUUUGAAUCUUGUUUUACGAGGAAAACUGGAGCAUAAGCUGAGGUGGACGUUCAAAGUAUAUGACAAGGAUGGGAAUGGUUGCAUAGAUAAACCCGAGCUGCUAGAAAUUGUUGAGUCUAUCUACAAGCUGAAGAAAGUGUGUCGGUCCGAAGUGGAGGAGAGGACUCCACUGCUCACACCAGAGGAGGUUGUAGACAGGAUAUUUCAGCUGGUGGAUGAGAAUGGUGAUGGGCAGUUGUCUCUUGAUGAGUUCAUUGAUGGAGCCAGGAAAGACAAGUGGGUGAUGAAGAUGUUGCAAAUGGAUGUAAACCCUGGGGGAUGGAUCUCAGAACAGAGGAGGAAGAGUGUAUUGUAUUAAGAGAAUCCACUUCUGAUGUGACUGAAAAUGUGAUGCUGACUACAGCUGUGGCUCUUUUACUCCAGGGCGGUAGUGGCUUUCAUUUUUAAUACAAUCUCAGCAUCCAAACGAAGAUUUCCAGAGGUUUAAGAAGGCAUAUCUGAAUCUAAAGCCUGCGUGCUGUGUACAGCAAGGACUGUUGGUACCAGAGACAUUGCUGUUGGCCCAUGAAUAAGUCCUUCCGUGUGCACAAUACCCUGUUUGUCAGCUCUGUUUUUUGGUUACACCCUAAGGAACAACCUUUUUGUGGUUUCCUGCAGUGGAUCCCUGGGAGUGUUUCUUAUUCCAGUGACAGAAGGGAUCAGGCAGGGAGAAUUCCUGACACUAUGGUACCAUUUUCAGUGCAGAUUAGUGUGUCGCAGUCUCUAUCAUUACUGCCUUCAGAGGUGUGAACGUAUCAAACCAAAAACAACAACAAAAGAGGUACUCUGGCAGACUCUAUACAUUCAGGAAAUCAGUUACAAUUCAUGGUGUGUGUGCAUACAAUUGAUUUUAGUAGACUGUAUUACUUUUAACAUAAAAUGAAUGAACACCAACAUAUCACUCUCAGAAAUAAAAUUAGAUUAUAAGAGGUAGCCAAGACUGUAUACGGAGUUGAGGAAAAUAUAAUAUUCAGGCUGGACAGGUGCAAUAUUAACUUACAUCUCCCUUCUGUGGAUCACACUUUACUCCUUGCACCAGUUUCUGUGAGGUUCUGUGGGGCUGGGAAAAUGGUAUUUCCAAACACUGUGCAGCAGUAGAAAUUGUACCUCUUCCCAGCAGCAAAUUUAGAUGAGAUUCGCACAACAGUGGUUCUGCCUCUUUCUGAGCCCCUGUUUCUUACUGAAUCAUUGUUUUAGGACAGUUUUCUCUGCCCCAUGGAGCUACUCUAAGCUCACUCAGUCUUCAGGACUUUCACUGCACUGGAAAGAAGUGGGGUGCAAUGAGAAGUGAAGGAAGAGCAGAAUUUUGCUUGGGAACUUUUGCCAUAGUCAGACUGGUUUAGCACUAGUUUAUCAGCAGGACCAGCAGAAUGACACAAGUGGCACAAAUUCAGUUGAGGUAAUAU